AAACCUCUAAGACGGAUGUUAGAGGAGCUAAUGGCACCAAUGAGACACUACGUGCGUAGAUCCGUUCCGGCACAGCCUGCCGAGGUGCCAGAACAAGCUGGAUCAAGUGAGGCGCAAGAACUGCGGGCGCAGAUGACUGCACUAGUUGGCGUGGUUCAGCACCAAGGGAGGUUGAUCGAGCGGCUCCAGGAGUGUUUGGAGCAGCUGGUAGCGGCGGCGACCGCGACGACGACUGAAGGUCGUGGUCUGCCCGCAUCCUCGAUUCGCGUGCUUAAUGCGGCUGAGGGUGAGGGCCUGGCAGCGGUUCCGAUGGCGGUACAUUCCCCGUCGGUUAGUGUUCCUCUGGCGGCUUCGGGUCCUACGAUGCUCGAUGCUGCAGCUGGGGAAGUGAGACAGGAACGCGAGGCGUUCAAGGAGAGUGGAGUAAAGAAGCGACCUGGCGGUAGUUCGAGGGGACAGUUUAGUUCCCAGAAGCCCCCGAAGUAUCGGGUGAGGUAGUCUGAUGGCUAUGGGCCUAAGCGAUGUGUGAUCUGCGGUGGAGAGCAUCGCGCAGGAAAUUGUGAGCAUAAGGCGGGACGGUGCUUCAGGUGUGGUCGGGCGGGGCAUAUAAGUCGUUACUGCCCAGAGGGAGCGUCGCCUGCACCGUUUGUUACAUUCGCCUCAGUGCCUCCGAGACAGUUGGCUGGAGUUCCGCCGUCUACCGUAUCGGUGGGACGUACGAUGGCGCCGCGUCAGCUUGAGGUGACCCGGUCGGCUCCGAGCGGUCGAGCAGUUGCAGCUCAGUUAGAGGGACCUGUUGAGGUCGAGGAGCGUGACAUCAUGGCAGGUAUGAUUUAAUUGAGGCAAUCAUACGUUUCUGCAUGUUGUAGACUUAAGAAAUUGUAUGCGUUUUCUUGUGGUCAUUGGCUACUACUUGUAUGUGUUACUGUAGUAGGGACCAAGUGGACGGGUUAGCGUAGACACCCGAGCGUGCUUAUGCAGUGAGAGCGUAGCGCCUGCUGGAGCAGGUAGCGAGCUUGAUGGCACUAGCAAAUUGCUGGUGGCGAUUAUUGGGCGAGUCAUGCUCGUGUAGUUAGUGCGCUUAGGCAGAGUUGCCUAAUGCCGGGCUUGUGUGGAGCGCUCGAGCGUGGUUACUCAUAGAGUGCGGUUGUUGACUCAGCCGGGUGAGUGUGUUGGCAGUAGCACUGUAGCAUUGCUAAGUGCGAAGCGGGCCAUAGAUCACUCGUAGGGCUGGUGGCUCUUACUAGGUGCUUAGGAGCCGAGAGUGGUGCGUGCAGCUCUAUAGAGCAUGUCGUGUAGGACGACGUUAGCGGGUAGUGCUUAGGGACGACCCGUGCCUGGACCAUUUGUGGACUGU
Molecule: messenger RNA, 1357 nt
Organism: Ananas comosus (pineapple)
Lineage: Eukaryota; Viridiplantae; Streptophyta; Magnoliopsida; Poales; Bromeliaceae
Exons: 2
Coding region: 16-498 (160 amino acids)
Source: RefSeq, a predicted model, not a curated record